CGCUUCUUCAGAUAAACCAAACAAAUCCACGCUUCCUCCAAGAAACGAAAUUUGCCAAGUCGCCACCACCCAUACCAAGCACGACCCCGACAAUGCAUCCUAAACUAUUCCUCUCCGCUCUGCUUGGCCUCCUUGUGGCACCCAGUGCAGGCCUCCCCGUUCAACCUGACGAGACACUCUCUACCUUGGGCCCCAGUGCAGAUUUGCCCAGUCAACCUGACGACAAACUCACUACCGUGAGCCCCAUAGAUGUUGUUGAUAAUAUCCCGCAUGUGGCAGCACUCAGGAACUACGGUUACUGUGCUCUCCAAUGCACCCCGGAGCUAUUCAUGCUGCUCACGGUCGUCGACUGCAUCAAUGAUUGCAUGGGGGAGAGAGGAUAUGCAGAGUAGCAUGGCCCAAUAUGGCCAGACGAAAUUAAAUGGAUAUGGAAGGGUCUUGAAGGGUGAACUGCGGUACAUGGCUACGCUGGUGGGCUAUUAUCACGACUUGCUGCCGGACGAACUCGCCAAAUAAGAUGUCAACUUUGCCGAAUGAAGUCUCUCUCACACGCCAAACCUUUAGGGAAAUCGACACCAUAAGUAAUUAAAAGUUCAACUCCAUGAGUUUUCUAUAAGGUAGUCUGCGAACACGAUGCGCCUUCCCAAACUUGCCUCAGAACUUACAUAAAGACUGGCCCCAGCCUCCAUCCAGACAUAUCAAUGAUAGUUUUCCAUACGUCUUACAAC
This is a messenger RNA of Colletotrichum godetiae, 728 nucleotides long. RefSeq lists its product as uncharacterized. Bases 93 to 392 code for a protein of 99 amino acids. The record is from RefSeq and is a predicted model, not a curated record. NCBI's taxonomy places the organism in Eukaryota, Fungi, Ascomycota, Sordariomycetes, Glomerellales, Glomerellaceae. The transcript is spliced from 2 exons.